This is a messenger RNA of Opisthorchis viverrini, 963 nucleotides long. RefSeq lists its product as hypothetical. NCBI's taxonomy places the organism in Eukaryota, Metazoa, Platyhelminthes, Trematoda, Opisthorchiida, Opisthorchiidae. The record is from RefSeq and is a predicted model, not a curated record. The coding region runs from base 49 to 963 and encodes 304 amino acids. Gene Ontology annotation, biological process: proteolysis. The transcript is spliced from 5 exons. Gene Ontology annotation, molecular function: aspartic-type endopeptidase activity.
GGUAAUCCAGUUGGCCAAGUUUCUGUGGGAACCCAGCAGGUCAAGAUUAUGUUUGACACCGGAGGUUUUACCCGUUGGCUUCCUUCCAGUGCAUCGCAAGAUGAAAAAUUUGAAGGCAAAACCAAAUACGACAUAAACUCUCCAACGCGAACAUCCUUGAACAAAGCUUACGAAACUGCUUACGGCGGAGACUAUCAUGAAGGUAAUGUUGUGGCCGAUGAGCUUGUGAUUCAGGGACAUUGCGUACCAGAGUUUAUUUUCGUCGAAAUGGCAAGGAUUGCAGGUUCCGUUGACAAACGUGAAGGCUACGACGGAGUGUUUGGGAUGAAACGUCCCAAAAAAACCCACAUGGCAUGGGAAUUUUUUAAUACCACGUUGAUUGAUUAUCUCGUGAGCGCUGACAUCGUACAAGAUGGUCGUUUUACAUUCCGUUUUUGUGGUCAACCGGGUGUGCGCGGAGUUUCAUGGUUCGAGCGAGGCGACCUAGUCUUUGGAGGCAUAAUGGCAGAUCAUCACCAUAUGCCAAUUGUUUAUCUUCCAGUUUUUGAAUCAAAACUGUGGACCAUUUACGCUGACAGCAUAAGUUAUGGCAACAUAAUUCUGUGUGCUCCCUGUCGCAUAGCUGUGGAUACCGGGUCACCGGUAACCUAUGCACCAACACGAUCCUCCCAGAUACUCCUAAAAAACUCCGUCAUAGAAGAGUAUGCUAACGGGAUACUCCAUGUUGAACCACGAAACCUGCCGUACGUACGCGAAAUAACAGUGACUUUGCGCUCUCAAAUAUUUACGUUGCCACCGGCGGAACUACUGAGAUAUAAGAGCGAGGUUCAUGUUUACGGGAUUCAACUUGAGCCCGACGUUAGAAAGAAAGAAUGGAUUUUUGGAAUUUCGUUCCUGCGGCGUUUUCUUACCAUUUUUGAUCAGCAAAAUAAUCAGAUGGGAUUUGCCUCGGUGAAGUGCUGA